AAAAAAAAAAAAAAAAUUUCCCAUAAAACUAAAAGGAGUCCAAAUUAUCGACUAUUUUAAGGGGUGUUUCAUCAAUUCAAACCCCAGUGACACUAAAAAUUUUGACCGACAAUACAAAGGCUGCUUUGCAACCUUCUUGUGUAUCUGAAUAAGAAAGAGUGAAGAGAGAGAGGAGAGAUGGAUAAUUUCAACGCAGGAGGAGGAGGAGGAAAUUGGAGUAUGAUCCCAUCCAUCCCGACCCACAGCCACAGUAACACCUCCACACCUUCCAAUCAAGACCACCUCUACCUCAAUCCCCAGCAACCACAAUCACAAUCACAACAGUUUCAACUUCAUCCACAACAACAACAACAAAUGCACUAUCAGCAGCAGCAGCAGCAACAACAACAACAACAGCGUAUCCUUCAACAACAACAACAGCAGCAGCAACAGCAACAACAGCAACAGCAACAGCAUCAGCACCAAUCACUCGCCUCUCACUUCCACCUCUUACAUAUGGUGGAGAAUUUAGCGGAAGUUAUUGACCAUGGAACCAGGGACCAGCAAUCAGAUACUUUGGUGGCUGAGUUGAACACACACUUUGAGAAGUGCCAGGUGCUGUUGAAAUCAAUUGCGUCUUCAAUUCCCACCAAGGCUAUGACGGUUGACAGUCAGAAGCGGAAGCUGGAGGAAAGUGAGCAGUUGUUGAAUCAGCGGAGGGAUCUGAUUGCAAAGUACCGAAGCUCUGUUGAAGGACUUAUCAAGUCCGAGCCAUAACCCUAUCACCCUUGUUAUAUGUGGUCUAGUUGCUUUCAGAGCAUUCUAUACAAGCUCCCAAGUUCUAAAGGAAAGCCAGAGGUCCUAGAACUGUGGGAUUAGAUUUGUUUCUGCAGUUCUUCAUGUGCUAUGUUGUUAUUGUGUUUACCUAUUAACAUGUAUGACAGCUCCAUGAAAUGGUCAUUGGUUGAUCCAGAUUUAAUGAGACACUUCGGUGACCUAAAA
Messenger RNA from Quercus robur (English oak), 981 nucleotides. Its product is annotated as mediator of RNA polymerase II transcription subunit 9-like. Gene Ontology annotation, cellular component: mediator complex. The record is from RefSeq and is a predicted model, not a curated record. Bases 178 to 756 code for a protein of 192 amino acids. The transcript is spliced from 6 exons. Lineage: Eukaryota; Viridiplantae; Streptophyta; Magnoliopsida; Fagales; Fagaceae.